GGAAAAAGCCAAGAGGCUUGGAGUUCAGACUCAGUGUCAGUUGCUUGAGCUUUCCAUCCAGGGGAGCAUAGACUUUGAAAAAUCAAAGCUGGGCACAUACUAUGGAUACCAAAUGUUGUAAAACAACUAUUUCUUCUUCAACACCACACCAGAGGUGCUCUAGGAUUACAGAUUUUAGGGCUAUCUCUUCUAACACCAACUGCCAGCAUAGUGGUCUUAAAGCCAACAGCUGCCAACCAACUGGCCAUGUUCGGAGGACCACCCACAUCCAGGGCUGCCAAUCCACUCCUUGCUUGUGUCUCACGCCCGUCUGCUUAAUAAGAAGCUUCAACACCUGUCCCUCUCUGGAUGAUUGUGGCCAGUGUGGUGAAGGCAUCAACAGUAAUGAGAAAGGGACCAUGCAAAUCUUGAACGACCGCCUUGCUAACUACCUGGAAAAGGUGCGAAUGUUGGAACAAGAGAAUGCUGAACUGGAGGGUAAAAUCCAGGAAGAGUGUAACAAAGAGCUCCCUGUCAUCUGUCCUGACUACCUGUCCUACUACACUACCAUUGAGGAACUCCAGCAGAAGAUCUUGUGUACCAAGGCUGAGAAUUCCAGACUGGUCUCACAAAUUGACAACACCAAACUGGCUGCCGAUGACUUGAGAGCCAAGUAUGAAGCCGAAGAGUCCCUACGCAACCUGGUGGAGGCAGAUGCCAAUGGCGUACAGCACAUCCUAAAUGCGCUGACCCUGGGCAAAGCUGACCUGGAGGCACAACUCCAGUUUCUGAAGGAGGAGCUCCUUUGCCUCAAAAACAACCAUGAAGAGGAAAUCAAUUCCUUACAGAGCCAGCUUGGAGACAGACUCAACAUUGAAGUGACCACUGCCCCUUCUGUUGACCUAAACCGGGUUCUACAAGAAAUGAGAUGUCAGUAUGAGUCUAUCAUGGAGACAAACCGCAGAGAUGUGGAACAAUGGUUCAACACACAGAUGGAGGAGCUGAACCAGCAGGUGGUGACAAGCUCUCAGCAGCAGCAAUACUGCCAGAAGGAGAUCACUGAAUUGAGACGCACUAUGAACAUUCUGGAGGUUGAACUUCAGGCCCAGCAUCGAAUGAGAGAUUCCCAGGAAUGCAUCCUGGCGGAGACGGAGACCCGCUAUGCGGCCUUGCUGGCUCCGAUCCAGUGUCUGAUCGAUAACCUAGAGGCUCAGUUGGCAGAGAUCCGAUGUGCCCUGGAAAGACAGAACCAAGAAUACGAGAUUCUGCUGGAUGUCAAGUCCCGGCUGGAGUGUGAGAUAACCGCAUACCGCAGCCUUCUGGAGACCUUGGACGGCAAGCUUCCCUGUAACCCGUGUGCCACCAAAUGUGAGCCUUCAACUUGCAUAUCCAGGAAGGCCAGAGCCAUAGAAUGCACAGCCCCAGUUUACACAUCAUCCUCAGCCCCCCGUGGGGUACGCAAGCCCUGCAGAGCCCGUGGAGGCCUGUCCCGGAUCCUGGUUAAAAUCUGCACCAUCACCAAGGAGAUUAGGGACGGGAAAGUCAUUUCUUCUCAUGAGCAUGUGCGGCCUUGCUUCAUCACCAGACCCGCCACAGUCUAACAUCCCAAGAUGAUGAAAAUGACCCUGAUUCGCGAAAGAGAGGCCAAUUCUUCCUCCUGCCAGAAAGUUUUAAGAACUCCCCAGUCCCUUCAGGUACUUCGUUUCUUUACCACUACAGUGGGUCCCCGUUGAUAGACAGAAUAUCUUUCAUUCUGCUCCUUCCCUAAGUUGCUGCUGCCAACAUGAUAAAAAAAUGACAUUUCUCUGGGAGCACACAUCCCAUUUAUCUGAGGGACGAAGCUGAUGUGUAAGCGCCCAGGAAGGUGACCUACAUUAUGUGAUUCCACAGGUGAUAGGCAGGUUUCUCUUUUGUUUACUCAAGUCUUGUUUACUUAUGCUCUUCAUUAGAGCCAGUCAGACAAGUUCUAGGAUUGUUUUUGGCCAUGCCACCUGAAGGUGAAAAGCUACAACCUUCCCUUCUAAACUCCUUUUUUGGAUGUAGAAAGAAGCCUGUAGGGGAAAAGCACGAAUAGGGAACAUUUCGUUCUCUUGAACACACAGUCACAAGUCUGAAUCCUGCUGAACUUUGCUGUUUCAAUUACUGUUUAUCCAUACUCAUACUUUACCAUCCCCAAGAUAUUUUUGAAGAUGUCCAUGUUCUCCAAAACUUCAUGAGCCAUUAGGCUCUCCAAAUAUUUUCAUCAAGAAUCUGGAUAGUUCUGGGGAGAAAAUCUAGAGCAUUCUGAAGAAAUAGCAUGGAUCCUUUCACCAAAUGUUUGCUAUUUCUCUUUCUAUUUUUUAGGGAGUGGAAGUUGGUUCCAAUUUUUUGACAAGGGACAUGUAGCUGGAACUCUCAAGAAAUAACCCUGCCCCUCUAUCUUUCUGAGACGGGUGACCAUGAAAACAAAUAACUUAGAUUCCUGCUUCAAUCUAACCAUAAGAGAGAAAUAGACUUGAUAUCCACAAACUUUGCAGAAAAGGAAUCAUGACUAAUUGCUGCUUGUAAGCCCAAGGGAGACCCAGCGUGAGAAGGCAUCUUUUAUGUACCAACCAUUAUCAUAGCUUCUUACAGUAGGGGCACAGAGGGUUUAAGGAAUUCCCUACAAAAAUUAUUUGACGUUUCCAGAGGUUUUAGUAAAUAAUUCCAAAUCAAACACAGAAUGUGGAGUCAAAGGCCUGAAGUCCUGAACUUGCCACUUCCUAAUGGUGACCCUGGGCAAAACAUUUAGCCUUCAUCAAGUUUAAUUUCCUUGUUUGUUAAAUGUGGAUCAUGCCUACUUCACAGGGUUGUUGUGAAGAUCAAAUGAAAUUGUUUAGGUAAUGCUGCUUGGUCUACAAAAAUGUUAUUUUUAUGUAAGCUUUGCUUUUAGCUACAGCCCUAGACUUCAUUGUAUCAUUAUUAUCUCAUGUUAAAAUUCUUUCUCCAUGAAUUUAGUUAUCCAGUCAUGAUUUUUAACUUUUAAUAGUGUUUGGUUUUGGGAGUGGUGGUGGGGGGAAGAAGAGAACAAGAUCUCCUGUGAUCGAGCCCACAGUUCUACUCAAUAAAGCAUUUUUGAAGUCUUA
Molecule: messenger RNA, 3083 nt
Organism: Equus quagga
Lineage: Eukaryota; Metazoa; Chordata; Mammalia; Perissodactyla; Equidae
Gene: KRT39
Product: keratin 39
Exons: 7
Coding region: 102-1580 (492 amino acids)
Molecular function (GO): structural molecule activity
Source: RefSeq, a predicted model, not a curated record